CUGGCUGUGUGCGCGCAGAAAGCAGCUACGCAGGAGAGAGGGGCUGAAGCCGAAUGGUGGAGCUGAAGAUGGCGGAUGGCGACAGCGGGAGUGAGCGCGGUGGUAGCAGCGGGGGAGGAGGCGGAGGCGGCUUCCAGCACUUCCAGAGGGACCAGGAGACCCAGGAGCUGGCGUCGAAGCGACUUGACAUCCAGAACAAGCGCUUCUACCUGGACGUCAAGCAGAACAGCAAGGGCAGGUUCAUCAAAAUCGCCGAAGUAGGGGCCGGGGGCUCCAAAAGUCGCUUGACCCUCUCCCUGUCAGUGGCGGCGGAGUUCCGUGACUACCUCGGGGAUUUCAUCGAGCACUACGCCCAGCUAGGGCCUAGCAGUCCGGAGCAGAUAGCCCAGGCUACUGUGGGUGAGGACGGCGGGCCCAGGCGGGCGCUCAAGAGCGAGUUCCUCGUCCGGGAAAACCGCAAGUACUACCUGGACUUGAAGGAGAACCAGCGGGGGAGGUUCCUGCGAAUCCGGCAGACCGUAAACCGUGGACCUGGCUUUGGAGUCGGGGGCCCUGUGGGCGGCAUGCUGGCCGGCCAGACCAUAGCCCUUCCGGCCCAGGGGUUAAUAGAGUUUAGAGACGCCCUUGCUAAGCUCAUAGAUGAUUACGGGGGAGACGACGAGGAGCUGACCGGGGGCACGGCCGCCGGGGGCUACGGCGAGCUCCCCGAGGGCACCUCCAUCAUGGUGGACUCCAAACGCUUCUUUUUCGACGUCGGGUCCAACAAAUACGGGGUGUUCCUGCGUGUGAGCGAGGUGAAGCCCAGCUACAGGAACUCUAUCACCAUCCCGUUCAAAGCCUGGAGCAAAUUUGGAGGAGCUUUCUCCAGAUACGCCGAGGAGAUGAAGGAGAUCCAGGAGAGGCAGAGGGAUAAAAUGUACGAGAGGAGGGAUGAGUCCGAGGGAGACGACGUGGAUGACGACUGAGAAAACUAAGUGAAACAGCUGUUAGUCCAGUUACGUGACAGAUCUGCAAUAUAGGGAUAUUUUGCAAACCGACAAAAAAAAAAA
Xiphias gladius (swordfish) is the source of this 1049-nucleotide messenger RNA. It is a transcript of the gene purbb, whose product is annotated as purine-rich element binding protein Bb. Bases 54 to 965 code for a protein of 303 amino acids. Gene Ontology annotation, biological process: regulation of transcription by RNA polymerase II. The record is from RefSeq and is a predicted model, not a curated record. Gene Ontology annotation, cellular component: nucleus. Lineage: Eukaryota; Metazoa; Chordata; Actinopteri; Istiophoriformes; Xiphiidae. The transcript has a single exon. Gene Ontology annotation, molecular function: DNA-binding transcription factor activity, RNA polymerase II-specific; RNA polymerase II transcription regulatory region sequence-specific DNA binding; purine-rich negative regulatory element binding.